AUAACAUCCAAUGAAGCAGAGAUUGAUCUAAACCAAGUUCGAGAGACGGACUCAUUUCUGGAUGAAAUUGAAGUUAUUGGGAGGAAAAGUGAAGUAUCAAAUAUAGUAGAUAAGCUACUUGCCCUUAAGAAUCAAGAAACUCUAGUUGUUUUACCCAUUGUUGGUACGGGUGGAUUAGGAAAAACAACUCUUAUGAAGGAGGUUUUCCAUCAUGAUAUGAUAAGGAAGAGUUUUGAUACAUUUAUAUGGGUAUGUGUGUCUGAUCCUUUUAAAAUCAACAAAAUUUUAAGAGCAAUCAUGGGAUCAUUGAGUCCUACAUUUGGUGGCUCAGAUGAAAGGGAAAUCAUUCUUCGAGAGCUCCAAAAUUUGUUGAGUGUCAAAAAGUAUUUUCUUGUGCUUGAUGACGUUUGGAAUGAGGAGCACAUUCUAUGGAAUGAGUUAAGGGAUUGUUUGCUAAAGAUCAAUCAAAAUGUUGGAAGUGCUAUAGUUGUGACAACUAGGAGUGAUAAAGUUGCAGAAAUUAUGGAGACAAAUUACAGACAUCAUUUGAGGCAGUUACCAGAUGACCAUUGUUGGUCUUUAUUUGAAAAAUGUGCAUUUGGAAGCGAUUUACCAAUAAUUCCUGAUAUCAUUCGAGGACAGCUUGUUAAAAAAUUUGGUGGCAUACCAUUGGUUGUGAAAGUGUUAGGAGGAAUGGUGAAAUCAUGCAAGAACGAUGAUGAAUUGCAAUUGACUUUGGAAAAUCUUGUGAGAAUUAAAUUACCAAAGGAAGAUCUUAUUUUAUCCACAAUCAAAUUAAGCGUGGACCGUCUACCAACUUCCUCAUUGAAACAAUGUUUUGCCUACUGUUCAAAUUUUCCACCAGACUAUUGCUUCUACAAGGAAGCACUUGUUCAAAUGUGGAUAGCACAAGGGUUUAUUCAACUACCCAAUGGAAGCAAUGUAACGACGGAGGAUAUUGGAGUGAGGUAUUUCGAUAUUUUAUUGUCUCGCUCUUUGUUUCAAGAUGUUGUCAAGGACAAAAGAGGAAAAAUUAAAUAUUGUAAGAUGCAUGAUCUUAUAUAUGAGGUCGCAUGUGCUAUUUCAAAUGAUCAAAAUUUGAGAGGGGACCUUAUAACAGAUGAAGAAUCUCAAGGUGGCGAAGUUUUUUCGAUCCGCCAAAGAAGAAGAACAGUUUAUUAUUGUGAAAAUUUAUCCUUUGAUGAUAAUCAAGAUAUGAUCACCAACUUUCUCUACCUGCGCGUUUUAAUUAUUCAUUAUGGGUUUAUAACUGAAUUGCCAGAUACAAUCGUUAAAUUGAAGCAUUUGAGGUAUCUUGACAUUUCAAAGUCUCGAAUAAGAAAGCUCCCAAGAUCUAUUGUUUUGCUUUACCAUUUGCGGACUUUGAAGCUUGGAAUGGAUAUAAAGCUUCCUACAAAGUUGAGAAAGUUGGUCAAUUUGAGGCAUUUAGAAUUUAAUCUUUUUCAUUCACAUCAAAAUAAGCAAAUGCCUAAACAUUUAAGUCGAAUGACUCAACUUCAAACGCUUUCUGGUUUUCUAAUUGGGUGUGAUGACGGAUGUAAGAUUGAGGAGCUUGGACAUUUAAAAGAGCUUAAAGGUAAAUUUAGCCUUUUACAUCUCGAGCAAGUCAAAAGUAAAGAGGAGGCCAUGACUGCAAAUUUAGUAGAUAAGGAAAAAAUUUCUGAUCUAUAUUUUGAAUGGAGUUUUGAAAGACAAGACUCUGGUGAGAAUGAUUUGAAUGUGUUGGAAGGGCUUCAACCACACAAAAGCCUUCAAGCAUUGAGGAUUCAUAAUUUUGCCGGUGAACUUCUACCCAAUGGUAUUUUUGUUGAAAACUUGGUUGAGCUAACUCUAUACCGCUGCAAAAGAUGUGAAACUUUACCAAUGAUUGGACAGUUGCCUAAACUUGAGGUUCUUGAAAUUCGUGAGCUAAGUGGUGUAAAAAGUAUUGGAGACGAAUUUUAUGGGAAUUAUCGCAAUAGCAGAACUUUAUUUCCUAAAUUGAAGACAUUUGAAAUUUUGCACAUGGAGAGUUUAGAGGAGUGGGAAGAAGUUGCUACUAUUUCGAGUU
This is a messenger RNA of Cucurbita maxima (winter squash), 2071 nucleotides long. Its product is annotated as putative disease resistance protein RGA3. Gene Ontology annotation, biological process: defense response to other organism. The transcript has 2 exons. The record is from RefSeq and is a predicted model, not a curated record. Gene Ontology annotation, molecular function: ADP binding. The annotation marks the transcript as partial. NCBI's taxonomy places the organism in Eukaryota, Viridiplantae, Streptophyta, Magnoliopsida, Cucurbitales, Cucurbitaceae.